Molecule: messenger RNA, 2096 nt
Organism: Papilio polytes (common Mormon)
Lineage: Eukaryota; Metazoa; Arthropoda; Insecta; Lepidoptera; Papilionidae
Product: glucose-fructose oxidoreductase domain-containing protein 2
Exons: 1
Coding region: 203-1405 (400 amino acids)
Molecular function (GO): nucleotide binding
Source: RefSeq, a predicted model, not a curated record
GUGUCAUUGUCACUGUUACAGAUUAUAUUUGUGUACAUGAAACAAUCGUGAAAAUAUUGAUUAUAUCAAUGUUAUGAAUUAUAUUCAAGUCACUAACAUGUUUUGUAACGUUAUCUAACAAACCAGCCUUCUUAUGAAGAUUCCGACUAGUUUCUAGGCGAUCAUAAAGUAUCAAUCCAAUAUUAUGUUGUAAGUAGACAAUAUGCUUCCCGGAAUAGGUGUAUUUGGUACUGGAUCAGUAGCUAAAGUACUAGUCCCUUUUCUAAGAGAAAAAGGAUUUUCUGUGGAAGCGAUAUGGGGCACAACACUGCAAGAAGCCGAAGCAACUGCAAAGGAGCUAAAGAUACCGUUUUUUACUAACAAAAUUGAUGACGUUUUGUUAAAGAAAAACGUCAACUUAGUUUUUAUAGUUUGUGCGCCAAAUCUUCAUGCUCAGAUCUCAGUAAAGGCUCUUGGUAUCGGAAAACAUGUUGUGUGUGACAAGCCUGCAGGGCUGUGCCAAGCUGAAGCUCUUAAAAUGGUACGAGCCGCACAAUACUACCCAACACUUAUUUCAAUUAUAAACCAUUCUUUACGAUUCUUACCGGCUUUCAGCUAUAUGAGAAAGUCUAUUGUAGAUGGUUAUUUAGGUAAUCCAGAAGAGUUAACCCUAAUUGAUGUUCGUGUUCAAAUGGGCUCUUUACUCAGUGACACUUAUAACUGGUUGUGUGAUGAUACAAUGGGUGGAGGAACUUUGACACUUGUUGGAAGUCAUGUCAUAGAUCUGGUUACUUAUUUGACAGGUCAGAAAGUUGUCAAAGUACAUGGUGUUCUAAGAACAUUUGUAGAAGAGACUGCUAAAGUAAAUGGAAUACGAAAAAUCACCGCACCAGACUUUUGCACAUUCCAAUUGCAGAUGGAUAAAGGUUUAUUAGUGACAGCAACAUUGAAUAACCACUUACCCGGUCCUUGCUUCAACCAAGAAAUAUAUGUUUGUAGUAAAAAGGGAUAUUUGGUUGUAAGGGGUGGAGAUUUACAUGGGAAACUGCAUAGAAUCCAUAAGACCAUUCCUGAAGAAGAAAAUAAGAGGGUACAAGAUAAAGAAGAAGUAAUAUAUGUUGAUGUUGAAGACUUGAGUUGUACAUCAAGUAUUAUUCCUAAACCGUAUGUAAAAGGUUUGUGUAAAAUGAUAAGUGCUCUCAAAGAAGCAUUUCUCCCUGUAAAGGAGCAAAUGGAUUGGAUUAAAGAACCGGUGAGGGCAGCAGCUACAUUUGAAGAUGGUCAAAGAGUGCAAGCCACUAUGGAAGCAUUGAGAAAGUCUAGCGAGGAUGGUUGUUGGACCACUGUGCAACUUUUGACAGAACCACCUGAUCCAAACCCUGCAUUAUCAGCUGCUGUCAGACGUACUGCAAUAUCUUUACAGUAAUUUGUUCUCAACAUAUUUUUACUUAAUUAUUCCGUAAUUUACUUUAAAUACUUUUAUUGGAUUUAUAGCCUGACUAAAGUAUUUUUUAUCUUUAUCCAUAACUUAGUUAUUUAGACACUGAGAUUAUUUACGAGCUAUUAAAAAAAAGUUUAGAGGUACCUACAUAUUUGUUAUGAAGGCACACAAGUUUCACAUUCUUUAAAUAUGGCUAAAAAGACACAUUACUCUCAAUAUUUGAGUUAAUUCUUUCAAAUGAAUAAAGUUUGUAUUAUGAAGUAUUUUAACACAGUAUUCGUUUUUCAAUAUGUACCUAUAGUUUGCCAUAAAGAAAAUAAUUGUAUUUUGAAAUGUAUUUUAUUUUAAUGAAAAAUAUUGCAUUAUUGAUAAACUUAUGUUAAGAAUAAGAAGUAUUUUACAGAUCUGUUGAAUAAAUUAAAAUAAGUGUAUAUGUAUAUGCAUUCUAAGUUAUAUAUGUUGCUUGCUUUAUCUACCAGUAAUAUAAAUUGUUAAAAAAUUUGCUUGCCAUGUAAUUUAAAACAUUUCAGAUGAAAAUUAUUGUUUUUAAACUAACAUUUUUUAUAUGCACAGUAACAAACAGAACCUUUAAUGAAAAAUAUUUCACCAACAUGAAUGGCCAUUAAACCAUAGAUGUGUUAAGAUGAUGCAACAAUUAUAAAAACUUAUGCUUGUG